This is a messenger RNA of Dermacentor silvarum, 4952 nucleotides long. It is a transcript of the gene Reck, whose product is annotated as reversion-inducing cysteine-rich protein with Kazal motifs. Gene Ontology annotation, biological process: extracellular matrix organization. NCBI's taxonomy places the organism in Eukaryota, Metazoa, Arthropoda, Arachnida, Ixodida, Ixodidae. Gene Ontology annotation, cellular component: plasma membrane. Gene Ontology annotation, molecular function: protein binding; metalloendopeptidase inhibitor activity. The record is from RefSeq and is a predicted model, not a curated record. Bases 853 to 3180 code for a protein of 775 amino acids. The transcript has 15 exons.
CUGCCGCGGAUAUAGAGGUCGGACAGUAGUCGGCCGCCGGGGUGCGGGGGGUCGAACCCAUCACCAGUUCCACAGCUGGUGUUCGCCAGGUCUCAAAACUUGGCUGCGUGUGCGUCCCGCCGGAGUGCGCGACGGUAUGGGCCCGCGUGGGGAGGAGAGGGGGUGAGCCGCUGCGGCGGCGUCGAGCAAACAACCCGCGUUGUGUCGGCAGAAGGCCCGCGUUCGUCGUCGUGGUGGUGCGGCCGGCAGCGGGCGGCCAGGCGCACCCGUGCGUAUCAGAAGCCCGCGCCGUGUGCGGCCAUGUGGAGCGCCGGUCUCGUCUCCGUCUUCUGGGCCCUGGCCAACGGCCUCGAGCUGGAGCUCGCCGAGCGCUGGUACGGGAGGCCCUGCUGCCAGCGAGCCCGACUGGAGGGAUGCCGCCGGGCAUGCUUGCAGGCGCGUUCAGCUGACGACCUGGAACCGUGGUGCCGACGAAGCGACGAGCUUGACCUGCAGGUCUGCCUCGAGGGCCGUAGCGGAUUGGGCGCCCUGCAGCGGCCAGGCCGGCGCGGUCUCGAGAGCUGCUGCGCCCUGGCCAGCACGGCCGCCUGCCGUCGCCGGCGUGCAACAGAGCGCAGAGCGAAGAGCAGCAGCUGAAACGCGAGAACGACAACGGGAACAGGGAGCUGAGGCGGCUGCAGCAGCACAGGCAAGAAGAGGGUCAGCCGUGCGCCGAGCCCCAAGUGGUACGCUGCCUGCGGAACGUCACGUCCACCAAGCAGCCUCAUAAGCUGCACUGCUGCGCCCAAGCUCCCAGCGGACAAUGUCGCGACGCUUGCCUGCGAGUGCUACGUCCGCAGGAGGUGGCAGGCGAUGACGUGCACUGCUGAUGAAGAUGCUGUGGACGCCCUUCUGGCCGGGGGAUGCGCCGCGCCAGGCCUGCACGAGCGCCUGUGGCAGUGUCUGCUAGGCUGGCGCAGCGGGCCGUCUUCGCAGCUUCUGCCGGCCGACGGAGCCAAGCUCCAGUGCUGCCCUAGGGCCGCCACCAUCGAGUGCCAGAGGAUGUGCCUGCGGGCAUACGGCUCCGAGUGGGAGACUUCGUGGGAGACGUUCCACGGCCGCUGCCGCUACCAGCCAGCCGAAGCGGCUCUGAGACAGUGCCUCGAUGAUGUGGACGAGCCGUGCGAGCUGGGUUGUGCAGGACCUUUGAGCUUCUGCUCGCACCUGGGAGGCAGGCCUUGGUCGCUGUACCGGCGAUGUGACGCCAGCGCCGACCGCGUGGCACAGGAGAACGCUCGCCUCUGGAUGCGGAGCGGACCGCCGACGGCUGCGCCGGUGGGAAGCGGCGGGGGCGCCAGGCGGGAGGCAACGACGUCGGUGCUGGGCGACUGUCCCGCGGACGCGUGGAGGACGCUCGCCUGCACGCUCAACCUCAGACCCUGCCACGCCACACACCACUCGAGCACUCUCUGCAGGGCGGACUGCCUGGCCCUGGCGGCUCGGUGCAAGGACGGACGGCAACUGGCGCCUCUCUGCGACUCCCUGGCGCCUCCUGGAGCACCAUGUUUUUCGGUCCUCGGGCUCGACAAGAAGCCAACAACAAUGCCACCGGCAGCCGAGCCGGCGACGCAGCCAUGCCGAUCGCGGCCCUGUGGGAGCUCGUCCAUCUGCGUCGUGAAUCGGCAUUGUGCCCCGGGACAGUCCUGCAGCAUGUACCGGUGUUUGAAAAGUUGUCCCGUGGGCUCCGCGUCGGGGACAUUGGUGCCUCAAGGCUCUCCAGCACGACUGCCACGCGUCGAAGGUGGCCGGCUCUGCUGGGCUCGUUGCCGGUGCUCGGAGACCGGUGCCCUGACCGAGUGCGUGCCCACCGGCUGCGAUGACGCAACGCCAAGGAAGUGUUGGCUGGCCGGACGGUCUCGCUCGCCGGGAAGCCGCUUUCUGGUGCACGGCUGCCUACGCUGUCGUUGCGACAGCACCGGCCACAUCAGCUGCACUAGGGCAGCGCAUGACUGCCUUGUCCAGGACGUGACCUGCGGCUGCAGUCCUGAAGGUGACGAGGAGGGCGAGGUUUGUGGUGCCGACGGACGCACUCACCGCAGCGCGUGCCUGGCCCGCUGCGCCGGCCUCGCCCAGGGCCAGUGGGAACCGGGUCCCUGCCACCAGACGGACCCGUGCGCCGGACGACCCUGCCCUGCUAGAGCUCCUCUAUGCGUGUCAAGGAGGCGUGUCUGUCUGGGCCCGUGCAGACAGUUCAUCUGCAUCGGCAAUGCCACAGACCGCGCCAGCGGCGGAAACUGCCGCGGCAGUGGUCCGGUCUGCGACACGGAGGGUCGAGAACAUCCGAACCUCUGCGCACUGCUGUCCAGCCACGACGGUGACCCGAGCUCGUGGCUGGCGCACCACGGACCCUGCGAGCAGGGGUGCCGUGCGCGGGGCCCCGUGUGCGGUCUGGACGGCGAGAUGUACGCCAGCGAAUGCGCUGCCUGGGCGCAGCGGGUGCUGGUCGACUACCGCGGACCUUGCCUACGCCGAUCGGGCACAGAGAGCUGCGACCAAGUGCGCUGCCCGCAACUGCCACCAGGUGGAUGUCAAGCGCAGCUGACGCGGCUUCCAGGCACCUGCUGUCCUUUGUGUGGUUGGGGCCUGCGGUUGGUCAUGGGGCGGCCCUGGCGUGACGGCGACAGCGACCAGAAAGAAGAGCGUGCGUUGUCCGAGCUGCUGUGGUGGUUACGCACGCAGCUGUCCAGCACCCAGUGCGACCUGUUCGGCCACCUGGACCCCGCGCUGCCAGACUUCCUCGUGGUGCUCGUGGUGCCGACGUCGCGGCCCGCCUCCUGGAAUCUCUGUCGCGCCGAAGCGCAGCGUCUGGACGCUCUGGUGCGGGUGCGAAACCCGGCGCUCUUCAGCCUCCUGCCCAUGGAAGCAGUGGCCGGUUCCGCGGGACUGCUAGACGAAAUGCCGGAACCCACAUCGUCGGCGCCUGGUGCCGGAAGGCUCGCCGCGCAUGCGCCGCUCUUAACGCUCUUGCUGCUGCCUUUGCUGUUAGUGGCUGCUGUGUGCCCGGCACCACUGUUUGGACCACCGCUCGCAGCAGCAGCAACGGCUGCCUUUCAUCGGCAGCCGUCGGUGUCUGCGCUGCGUGCCACCCCGCUUGAGGGAAUUGCGGGCUACCGACGGACAUUAAUUGACAGAGUGCGGUAGCAUGACUGAUCGCUGGACGAAAUGUUUGGCUGUCGAGCAACGUAACUUGUCUAAAACGUAUCUUCGACAACGCGCGCGGCCGAGAGAACGCUUCCCACAGAUCUCACGCCAGAGGUGCAGACUCUCGGGUCUUGUCUUCACUACGGGCUGUUCAAGUUCUCAACUGUCCAGCUCUUGCGUAAGCUUCAUAAAAACCAAAGUGGUACACCAAAGAUAACUUUCCGCUGAGCGAAUCGCCAUGGAGUUAUACCCCGGCUUGUGAAGAUAUCUCGCACGCGGUCUCUGCCAUUGUGCUGUAUAGGAGAUGCUGAUACAUCUCCCCAAGUUGUCAUGGCAUGUUUUACGUUCGCUGCGAUGUCCCUGCUCAUUAACUGCCUUGAGAGUAACAAAAGCUGACCGAAGAUUUCUGUAAAAUUCUGCCAGCGUGCUGGCCUGAAAUGCACUGCGCACGUGCACCGCAAUACACCACAUCUACUGCUAGAACCUUAUGAGGCACUUCAUUUGGAAAUGGCGCUCGGUGAAGCGCGGAAACUGCUCUCGUGUGACCAUCGACUCGAGCGAGACGACAGUUUUUAAUCAUCUCAUUGUGUUAGCAUUUGAGUACCGCCGCACACUUUUUAAUUCGUCUCAACUUCUAAAUAAGGUACCAAGAAGGCGCGAUAGAACACCGAAGGUAAUUUUGAUUGCAUGAUCUCUUGACUUCUAGUUUCUAUGACAACAAGAUACUCCUGUUUUGACAAAAGACAUGCAACUCUGUUGCUUAUUAUGACGUUACCACCAGUUUUCUUGCCCGUCAUAAUCUUUCUCGUGAUUUCACCAUCAUCCAGCGAAUGUGCCCUGGCUGUAGUAGUAGUAGUAGUAGUAGUAUGCUUUAUUUCCACAAAAUAAAAUACAGUAUUGCGGAGGGAAAGUGGGGAAAAAAAGCUGCUCAUGGCAGCUUGACCAGCCCCAAAUACCUAUGUAGAUUCGUUUUAUUAAGCCACCUUGCGGCCUUUUUUUUUUCUGAAAAAGAAUGUUGUUUUUUUUCUUCUUUUUUGGGGAGGCGACUUCACAUGAUUACUGCUACCGAAGCGUAGCACGCUGCGUACACUGCUUAGCCUUUUUUUUUUUUUUUUUUGCAGGACACAGCGACAGCUCGACAUCCUGGAUGUUUGAAGCUGCCGUUUUUCAUGGUUAGAACUCGCCUUGCCAAAUGAUAAUUGCGCGACAUGUGAGAGCUGAUACACUUGCAGCCUGUGCACAUCUUCUGGCUUAGAUGACUCUGAGCCCAUCAGAAGGAAGAGCAAAAUGCGCGUUAAACGCAAUCGAGGUGACGAAACUGAUUGAGACAGAUAGAUGAUGGAUGGGCUCACUGACCAGUGUCAUCAUAAUGUUUAUAAGGAGCAGUGUGCUAUAGGCGUGCAAACGAACAAAGCUCUCCAGGUGUUAUAGAAAUUCCAAAGCAGUGGCACCAAUACUCAAAUGGGGCACAUCGGAAUGAAUCCACGCAAAGAACGCAUGACGCAACGUUUUUGAGGUUCCCAAAACAAUAUUCCGGAAGACCAAAAAGGUGACGUAUAUGGUAUACGGUGCGUUUAUAAAUCGUGCGACGUGGCGUAAGCUUGGAGGCUGUUUUAGUAAAAAAAAAUAAAUAAAUAAAAUAAAAUAAACAAGGCGUUGUUUCACCAUGCUUGUCAGAUGGGCUUGCAUUGCCACACAUAAACGCUGCUGCAGCUAGCCUGGCACUACAGAAACUGAAGGAAACAAAUGUACAGAAGAAAAAUAAAGGAAGG